AUGCCCGGCGCCGCGAGAUUCCUCCUCCGAGCCGCCGGCAGCCGCACCCUCCUAGCCGCGCCUCGCCCCUUCCACACCUCGAUGCCGCGGCGCAUGCCCGACGCCGCCGCCGCCGCCGCCGCCGCCCCCCUGCCGCGUCGCAAGCCCAUGGGCGCUUUCCGAGGAGGGCUCUUCGGCUUCCUCUUCGGCUGCGUCCUCUCCGGCGGCGCCGUCUACAGCUAUCUCCUCCAAGAAUACAAGGCCUCCAACGACCUUCUCACCGAGGAUAUAUACACUCUGCAAGCUUCCGUCACCCGCUUGGCCAACUACGUCAAGACACUCGAGGACAAGACCCAGGGCAAGAAGUGA
This is a messenger RNA of Hirsutella rhossiliensis, 348 nucleotides long. RefSeq lists its product as uncharacterized. The transcript has 3 exons. NCBI's taxonomy places the organism in Eukaryota, Fungi, Ascomycota, Sordariomycetes, Hypocreales, Ophiocordycipitaceae. The coding region runs from base 1 to 348 and encodes 115 amino acids. The record is from RefSeq and is a predicted model, not a curated record.